Molecule: messenger RNA, 1494 nt
Organism: Nerophis lumbriciformis (worm pipefish)
Lineage: Eukaryota; Metazoa; Chordata; Actinopteri; Syngnathiformes; Syngnathidae
Source: RefSeq, a predicted model, not a curated record
UCCGCCCGCAUAUUUUGUCACGGUGAAUAAAUGCGUGAACGCAGAGGAGCAAAACAAACCGCCAUUGUGGCUCUCUAAGCGCCAUUGUGGCUCUCUAAGCGCGUCCUCGCUUCGUCAUGGCGGAGGGCAGCGGGAGUGUUAACCACGCCAUCCUCCCUCCGGGGGACCCUCAGCUUAUCGCGAUGAUCGUGGAGCACCUGAAGAACCGGGGCCUUUUCGACGAGUUCCGCCGGGACUGUUUGGCAGACGUUGACACCAAGCCUGCUUACCAGAACCUUCGCCAGAAGGUGGACAACUUUGUCGCAUCCCAUCUGAGUACUCAGGACUGGAACCCGUCCAUCAACAAGAACCAGAUGAGGAACGGACUAAGACAGAGUGUUGUCCAAUCUGGCAUGUUGGAGUCCGGGGUGGACCGGAUCAUCACGCAGGUCGUGGACCCGAAGAUGAACCACACGUUCCGACCGCACAUCGAGACCGCCAUCCACGACUUCCUGUCAGGAGAGAAAAGGGAGGACAGCAACACUGAGCAGACGGAGCCGUGCGAGGGCCAGUCCGCCUCGGGCCCCAGGACCCCGCGCACACGCUCGUCACUUAUCUUGAACUUAUUUCCUAUUCAAAGCUUGUGCACGAGGCCGCCCGGCGAUUGGCUGACGCGAACGCGCACGCUGUAUAAAAGCGGCUCCGCGCUCGCGCACUGCACGCCCCCUCCCCAUACUCCGAGCGCGGACAUGAACACGCAUGCGCCGGCCGUGCUCCUGCUUCUCUGGCUCUCCGCGUGCGGACACCUGCGCGGCUCGGACAUGCGCGACGUCACGGACGACAGACACGCGGCUGACGCGAAACGUCGCCUCUCCCCGCAGAGCACAGCGGACAUCCAGACCUGCCUGGUGAGUUCAAACGACGUGGGCUGUGGGACUUUUCAGUGCUUCAGCAACAACUCGUGCGAGAUCCACGGGCUGCAUCACAUCUGCGUCACGCUGCUGCACCACGCGGGACACUACGACUCACAGGGCAAGUCGUUCGUGAAGGAGGCGCUGCGGUGUCUGGCGCUGGGCCUCCGUCAGCGGUUCAGCUGCGUCAGUCGUCGCUGCGUGGCCGUGAAGGAUCUGCUCUUCUCGCUGCAGAGGGACUGCUUCUCCAAGCACCAGCUGUGUCUCGCCGUGCGGGACCACCUGGACACCGUGAGCAGCCUGGUCCACUUCCACCUGCUCUUCCCCCCCGGACCGCAUGCUGAGCUGAUGAACUUCCUGUUGGAGUGCGGCGACGCCGUCCGGUCCUGGGUGGGCCGCCGCCUGCGGGGACAAUGUGAGCAGCACUGGGGGGCGCUUUGCGGCAGUUUCAGCCCCGCCUGUCUGGACGACCCACCCACCGGCACGCCAAGACCACCAGCCAUAGUGACCCAUGCGGCGGACAACGUGACGUGGUCCGGACUCAACGCCACGGAUAAUCUCUAAUGGUUUUUUUGUAUUUUUAUACUUUUUUUUUUUUUUUUUU